UUGAAAGUAGAGAGCGAAAAAAUAUGAAUGCCUUGUUAUAAAUAGAUGCCACGAGUAGCCGAAAAAGAAAAGAAAAAUUAAAGCAAAAUCAAAUUAGAGCAGACUAGAUAUAGACCAAAAAAAAGAGUGAUAUAUACAAAGACUGGACAGAAUGGAGCAGCAGCAGGCACAUCAAAGCCAAAGACAUAGACGACGACGUCAUCAACGUGAACAAACCCCAGUGAGCAAUGUGGAUGAAGUGGAUCAUAGUAUACGACCCGAUCCAGAUCCCUCACCUCAGAUGAUACGCAUGCAGAUACGUCCACCGGGCACUUUGACCGCUCAUGAAAGUAAAAUCCUGAGGAAACGUGACAAAACUUUUGCCACCUCAUCAGCUCGUAGUCAAUCCCAGCCACGUGAGGCUGAGAAACUAAGCAGUCCGGACGCCCAUCAUUUGAUUAAACAUCGCAGUUUAUCGUCACCACGUCAUAAAGAUGAGUCGAGUGAAAGUGAAUUGACCACAGGCAGUAGUUAUGGCCCAACGAAUCAGACUCAGAACCUUAGGGAUCCUUUGAAUCGUCUGGAACAGAAUCUACAACGUUUCGAGGACGAACGACGACGUUUCGAGAAUGAGAAACGUUUGUUUGAGCGAGAGAAACGGGAUCAUAAGAUGCGUCAUCGCCAGCAAUUGGAUCAUGAGGAACGCAAACGUUUGCUACAAAACUAUCGCAAAUUAAGUGAUCGCAUACAAUUGCCUCAGGAUGAUGAGGAACGUCGUCGUCUGGUGCACAGUUUGCGUCUGCAUCGUCAUGAGGCACCCAAAGUCCGUCAACGGAAUCGUAAUAGUGGCGGCUAUGAUGAAUCCUCGACACAAUUUAGCUCUUCCGAUGCGGAUACCAAUGAGGAAUAUCAUACAAGACGUUAUGUAGCAGCUCCCAUACGUGGUGCUCCUCCACCACCACCAACAGCAGCAGCAGCACCAGCACCGCCACCACAAGUUACUACCAAAACACCCGAACGUAGUUCAGUGAGUCGUAAUAAUUCCUUAUCCCCGGUUCGUCCACAACGACGCUCCAAGACGCCAGAACAACGUGCCCAGCAGCAGCAACCUCAACAACCAAUUAGUCGUAAGCAGGAAUACGUAGAGAUUGGCGAAACAAAAGAAUCCACGCCACAACCACGUUUCAACGAGGCCCAACAGAGGCAGGAACUAAUGCUCAAGUAUAUGGAGGCAGCCGAAAGAGCAGCCAAGGCAGAGGCAGCUCUAGCAGCUCAGAAUCUCAACAUGGAAGGUCUUCGGCGUAGUAAUAGUCUACGUCUCGCCGAGAUGGAAAAGUCCAACAAAUCCGUGGAAACGAAACGUAGUUCUAGUCUAGAGCGACCCGUAAAACCCAAAAGAGCUAGCAGCUUGGAAAGACCUGUAGUCGAGGCGAAAAAGGAACUUGAAACGACAGCGACCUCCACUGAAAAUCAAAUCCCAACCGAAAAACUUUCUGAAGAAACCAAAGAAGAGGAUUCCCCCACAUCAAUCACUGAAGUUGCUCCAAAAGCAUCCUUUUUCCACCGUUUACGACAGCUUUUCAAGACCAAGCCAAAGGUGGUUAGGGCUCCUUCGCCCACACUCAACGAAGUGCUCGAGACUGAACCAAAAAAAUUGCUAUCGAGAAUAUUUUUCUAUCAAUUGCGUUUGGAGGCACGUCAUGAAUGGCGUCGCUUGAAAUUGGAUUAUCCAAAAAGAAUGGAGGAGAUGCGUAAUCAACGUAAUAAAUGCAUUGGUCAUUGCAUUUGUUUGGCCUUAAUUUUGGGUUUCGGUGGUCUAAUGUUUCGCUAUACCGAGGGCAUGUCCGAGAAUAUCUAUAAAUGUGAAGUGCGCAAAGUGAAACGUGAUUUCAUUGAUAAUCUCUGGGAUGUUAGUCAUAAUAUGAGAGAGGAUGACUGGAAAUCAUUGGCGCGUCAGAAAUUGCGUAAAUUUGAGGACGAACUCAAUACAUUGGCCGAGUUGGGUUUGAGAAGAUUUCCUGGACAAAAGUCAUGGAAUUUUGUUAAUUGUUUUAUCUACUGUUGGACUGUAAUCACCACCAUAGGUUACGGUCACAUAACACCCAAGACAGAUCUCGGCAGAUCCUUAACUGUUAUCUAUGCCAUCAUUGGUAUUCCGAUGUUUUUAAUUGUUUUGGCCGAUUUGGGUAAACUUUUUACACGCAGCGUAAAGUUCCUAUGGGCCUAUGUAAGACGUGUUUAUUAUACAAGAUCCUGUCGUAGGAUAAGAAAACAACAACAAAUACGAGAUGCUAUGACAGGAUUCAAUACGGUCUAUGACAUGGCUAUAAGAAGACCAAGCAUGUUCUUUGGCAAAACUGAAGAAGACAUCACAGAUGUGGAAUCCCAGCAUGAUGCCAAUAAAUCCUUGGGUACUUCCCAUCCAGAGACACCAACUUCCCCCUAUCCAGAGACAUUUGAAGUCGAUGAUGAAUUCAAUUUGCCAGUUUCGGUGGCUUCACUCCUGCUCAUCUCAUACAUCCUUCUGGGCACAGUGGGUUAUACAUUAGUUGAACCCGAUUGGACCUAUCUGGAUGCCUUCUACUAUGUGUUUAUAUCAAUGUCCACCAUUGGCUUUGGUGAUCUAGUGCCGAGUAAUCCCUUCUAUGUCAUGGUUAGCAUGAUCUAUUUGAUCUUUGGCCUGGCUCUAACUUCUAUGUUCAUUAAUGUGGUUCAAAUUAAGUUGAGUGAUCACUUUAAACGAGCCAGUGCCAAAGUUGGAGCCACCAUUGGCAUGAAUAUGGCCAGUGAAUAUGGUGAUGAGAAUGGUUCUCAAAUAAAAACACCAUCAGAGAUGGCUUCAGUUCAUGGCUCACGUCUGGGACGCAUCGAAGAGGAUGGGCAAGAGUCCACACCGACCGCAGCACCUCCACCACCUUUAACAUCUAUUUUAAGAACUCCCCGUCCAUUAUCUCCAGCUGAUACGAAUGGUGGUGGUCUACAGGAUUCAAGUCCUCCACCCUUACUACCCCGACGUACACCCGAUCCUCCUGUAGAAGAAGAAAACACUAAGAAAAAGAAGAAACAUCGUUUCUUCUAGGUGCAGAGAGAGUCCUUCAAACCUGAGUUAUAUAGAUUAUGUGUAUCUUAGCCUAAGGCAAUUUCAUAAAUGACAACAGACAUUUUUCAAAACUAUCGAAUUUACGACUUAAUAUUAAGCAAAGAAUUCUAAACAAAAAGGUUAAUCAAAAAGUUUAAUUUCCCCUUAUCUAAUGCAAAGUGAAUGUAGAAAAUGUUUACAUUUAAGUAAAAAGCUGACAAAAAAUAUUUAAAAUUAAGAAAUUAAAAACUGUGGAUGUUAUAGAGACGUUAAAAGUUGGAAAAAUUAAAAGU
Messenger RNA from Drosophila willistoni, 3351 nucleotides. RefSeq names its product TWiK family of potassium channels protein 18. The transcript has 3 exons. Gene Ontology annotation, biological process: potassium ion transmembrane transport; stabilization of membrane potential. The coding region runs from base 152 to 3058 and encodes 968 amino acids. Gene Ontology annotation, cellular component: membrane. The record is from RefSeq and is a predicted model, not a curated record. NCBI's taxonomy places the organism in Eukaryota, Metazoa, Arthropoda, Insecta, Diptera, Drosophilidae. Gene Ontology annotation, molecular function: potassium ion leak channel activity.